AUGAGUGACCUUUGGUCCAUGAUUUGCGGUGACUCUGGUUGUUCUGAUAAUGGAGGAAAUCAUUGUUAUGAUGUAAAACUCUUGAAAGAUCCUUCUUCAUGCAUCAACCAUGUGUUUGUAAGUUGCUUUGACCUCUUCCUGCUGAUCACUUUGUCAUUCAUCAUGAUCCUGAAGUCUUCCUUGAACCCCUUUCGGAGUCAAGUAAGAUAUUCAAACUUGCAGAUUGUUUCAGCCAUAACCAAUGGCUCUCUUGGGCUUUUGCAUUUAUGCUUAGGAAUUUGGAUUUUAAGGGAGAAGUUAAUGCAAACCGACAGUGCAUUUCCUCUUAACGAGUGGUUGCUAGAACUCUUUCAUGGACUCACAUGGUUAUCAGUAAGUUUAACUGUAAGCCUUCAGGUAAAACAACUCUCAAGAGUAUGGUUGUGGAUGUUUUCUGUUCUCACAUUCUUUGUUGCUGGUAUAUUAUGUGCGUUAUUUGUGUUUGAUUCAAUUGACAGCGGGGAACUGUCUCUUGAGGCAGCUUUAGAUGUUCUAUCUUUUCCAGGAGCAGCAUUACUGUUGUUAUGCACAUACACAUACAAAGCAUGUGAAGGUGAAGAUGCUGACAGAGAAAUAGGUGAAAGUCUUUAUGCUCCUCUUAAUGACCAACUCAAUGAAGAUGAGCCUGUAAGCACUGUAACCCCAUUUUCAGAAGCUGGACUCUUUAGCAAUUUAUCAUUUUGGUGGUUGAAUCCUUUGAUGAAAAGGGGUCGAGAGAAAACACUUCUAGAUGAGGAUAUCCCAAAGUUAAGAGAGUUGGACCGAUCAGAAAGUUGUUAUUCAUCGUUUGUUGAAAGGUUAAACAAACAAAAACAACAAGAACCGUCACCACAUUCGUCAGUUUUAUGGACAAUAAUUUUGUGCCACAAGAGCGAGAUUUGGAUCACAGGAUUCUUGGCUUUUCUCAAGGUACUCACUCUGUCUUCUGGUCCUCUGCUUCUGAAUGAAUUUAUAUUGGUUGCAGAAGGUAAUAAAAGUUUUAAAUAUGAAGGCUAUGUAUUGGUCAUAUCAAUCUUCUUCAUAAAGAUCAUAGAAUCCAUAUCACAAAGACAAUGGUAUUUCCGCAGUAGACUAGUUGGAGUGAAAGUUAGAUCACUACUUACUGCAGCCAUUUAUAAGAAAAUUUUAAGGCUAUCCAAUUCUGCUAGACAGAUCCAUUCUGGAGGUGAGAUAAUGAAUUAUAUGACAGUGGAUGCUUAUAGAAUUGGAGAGUUUCCAUUCUGGUUUCACCAGACUUGGACAACAAUCCUCCAGUUAAGUAUUGGUUUAGUAAUUCUUUUCCGCACAAUUGGACUAGCAACGCUAGCAUCACUGGCAGUGAUAUUUCUCACUGUGAUUUGCAACGGUCCAAUAGCGAAGUUACAACACAAGUUUCAAAACAAACUUAUGGUAGUACAAGAUAAGAGAUUAAAGGCUAGUUCUGAGGCUCUCGUGAAUAUGAAAGUCCUGAAGCUAUAUGCAUGGGAAACACAUUUUAAAAAUGUUGUAGAUUCCUUGAGAAAUGCGGAACUUAAAUUGUUAUCUGCAGUGCAAUUAAGAAGAGCAUACAAUAUAUUUUUCCUUUGGACCUCAUUAAUAUUGGCAUCUGCUGCUUCUUUUUUCGCAUGUUACUUCUUGAAUGUUCCUUUGAAUGCAAGUAACGUUUUCACUUUUGUGGCAACUUUGCGCCUUGUUCAAGAACCAAUUCAAACCAUCUCGGAUAUUAUUGCAGCGAUCAUUCAGGCAAAAGUUGCAUUUGCUCGGAUCAUUAAUUUCCUUGAUGCACCAGAACUGCAGAGUGAAAACUUCAAGAAAAGGUGCUUCAAUGAGAACCUCAGAGACUCAAUUUCAAUAAAAUGUGCAGACUUUUCAUGGGAAGAUGAUGCAUUCAAGCCAACACUAAGGGACAUAAACUUGGAGGUUGUACAUGGACAAAAGGUGGCUAUUUGUGGAGAAGUUGGUUCAGGCAAAUCAACCCUCUUGGCAACAAUUCUUGGAGAAGUUUCUAAAAAAAAAGGAACUAUUGAUGUUCAUGGGAAGUUUGCAUAUGUUUCUCAAACAGCAUGGAUACAAACAGGCACGGUACGGGAAAAUAUUUUAUUUGGAUCUGAGUUGGAUGAUCAAAGGUACCAAGAAACACUUCAGAGGUCUUCACUGGUAAAGGAUCUUGAGUUGUUUCCCUAUGGGGACCUCACUGAAAUAGGCGAGAGAGGAGUAAAUUUAAGUGGAGGACAAAAGCAACGAAUUCAACUUGCUCGUGCUCUUUAUCAGAAUGCUGAUAUAUAUCUAUUGGAUGAUCCGUUUAGCGCUGUUGAUGCACAUACUGCAAAAAAUUUGUUUAAUGACUACAUCAUGGAAGGACUCAAAGGGAAAACAGUCUUACUCGUGACACAUCAAGUCGAUUUCCUCCCAGCAUUUGAUUCUAUUUUGUUAAUGUCUAAUGGGGCAAUCCAACAAGCUGGUCCAUAUCACCAGUUAUUGACCUCAAGCAAAGAAUUCAAUGACCUUGUCAAUGCUCACAAAGAGACUGCUGGUUCUGACCAACUUGUGAGUGUUACUUUUUCCCAAAGACAUUCAACUUCCGUAAAGAGUGUGCAAGCUUCCGCGUUAAAGCAGUAUAAAGCACCAAAUGGAAAUCAAUUAAUUCAACAAGAAGAGAGAGGGGAAGGAGACAUGGGAUUGAAGCCUUACUUACAAUAUCUGAAUCGGAUGAAAGGCUAUAUAUUAUUCUCUAUUACUUCCCUUUGCUUCCUUAUUUUUAUGGUUUGUCAAAUAUUGCAAAACUCAUGGAUGGCUGCCAAUGUUGAAAAUCCUCUUGUCAGCACAUUGCAACUGGUUUUAGUUUAUUUCCUAAUCGGUGCUUUUUCAUCAGUUUUCAUGUUAAUCAGAUGUCAACUUGUAGUUACUUUGGGUCUUCAAUCAUCAAAAGAUUUAUUUUCACAGUUGAUGAACUCCCUCUUCCGCGCACCCAUGUCAUUUUAUGACUCUACACCAUUGGGAAGGGUACUUAGUAGGGUUACAUCUGAUAUGAGUAUUGUGGAUCUUGACAUUCCAUUUAGCCUCAGUUUUGCUGUCAUUGGCACUAUAUCUCUUUAUUCUAAUCUUAUAGUUUUGGCGGUUGUCACGUGGCAAGUCUUGAUAGUGGCUAUACCAAUGGUUUAUAUUGCUAUUCACAUGCAGAGAUACUACUUUGCAUCAGCAAAAGAAGUAAUGCGGUUGAAUGGCACAACAAAAUCCUCUUUAGCAAAUCAUGUAGCCGAAACUGUGGCUGGAGCCGCAACAAUAAGGGCUUUUGAGGAGGAAGAUCGUUCUUUUGAGAAGAACCUUGAUCUAAUUGAUAAUAAUGCUAGUGCUUUUUUUCAUAGUUUUGCCUCAAACGAGUGGUUGAUCCAACGGUUAGAAACAAUCAGUGCGGUUGUUCUUGCUGCUACAACACUUUGCCUAGUUAUGCUGCCCCCUGGAACUUUCCCCUCAGGAAUUAUUGGAAUGGCUCUAUCUUAUGGCCUAUCACUAAACAGUGCUUUAGUAUUUGCAAUUCAAAGUCAAUGCAUUCUUGCUAAUCACAUAAUAUCAGUAGAGAGGCUAAAUCAAUAUAUGCAUAUACAAAGUGAGGCCGAAGAAAUAGUAAAAGAAAAUCGCCCUCCUUUGAAUUGGCCAGCUUCGGGCACAAUAGAAAUAAAUGACUUGAAGAUACGAUACAGACAUGGCGGACCACUUGUUCUUAAUGGGAUCACAUGCACAUUUAAAGCCGGUCACAAGAUUGGUAUUGUUGGCAGAACAGGCAGUGGGAAGUCCACUCUUAUUGGGGCUUUAUUUCGUCUUGUGGAACCAGCGGAAGGAAAAAUUGUAGUUGAUGGCAUAGACAUCUCAUCUAUUGGCCUUCAUGAUUUGAGGUCACGAUUUGGGAUUAUACCUCAGGAUCCUACCCUUUUUAAUGGGACAGUAAGAUUUAACUUGGAUCUUUUAUCUCAACACACGGAUCAAGAGAUAUGGGAGGUUCUUGGGAAGUGUCAAUUGCGAGAAGUCAUCCAAGGGAAAAAAGAAGGCUUAAACUCUUCAGUUGCUGAAGAUGGAUCAAAUUGGAGUAUGGGACAAAGGCAGUUAUUCUGUUUGGGGCGUGCUCUUUUGAGGAGAAGUAGGAUAUUAGUAUUGGACGAAGCAACUGCAUCAACUGCAUCAAUUGAUAAUUCCACGAGUUUGCUGAUGGAAAAUUGGCGGAGUAUGAUGAGCCAAUGAGCUUGAUGAAGAGAGAAGAAUCGAUGUUCAGGCAGCUUGUUAAGGAAUACUGGUCUCAUUUUCAGUCUGCAGAAUCGCAUUGAUGCUACCAAUAUAGUUUCUCUCUCACUCUCAUUUUUUUCUUUUGUACGAGCAAUAAAUUUUAAAAGUGGGCAGAAUAUGAAUUGUGUUCUGUUAGGAUGAAAUGAAACGCGAGGCCAAUGAGAUUGCAGCGAAAAUCAAAUUAGACCUAUGAAUAAGAAUCUGUGAGUUUAUGGAAGAGGAGAUAAACAAGUUGGACGAAAGAGUGAAGGAGUUGGUCCUUCCUCAAGAGUUUCUGUCAUCUUUUCUUUUUUGUUUUUUCUUCUUCGUUUUACAUGUUGUAAGAAGCAGUGCUCCCGUCAUAACUUCAUUCCUAUAUUUAUAUUUUUUCAGAUGAAUAUUGUAAGUUUGUGACAAGGUCGCUUCAUCUAAUAUAGAUUGGAUUUCAGUGUCAAUGUUACUUUCGCAUUUCCA
Molecule: messenger RNA, 4749 nt
Organism: Vicia villosa (hairy vetch)
Lineage: Eukaryota; Viridiplantae; Streptophyta; Magnoliopsida; Fabales; Fabaceae
Product: ABC transporter C family member 10-like
Exons: 11
Coding region: 1-4254 (1417 amino acids)
Biological process (GO): transmembrane transport
Cellular component (GO): vacuolar membrane; plant-type vacuole
Molecular function (GO): ABC-type transporter activity; ATP binding; ATP hydrolysis activity
Source: RefSeq, a predicted model, not a curated record